Molecule: messenger RNA, 3921 nt
Organism: Xyrauchen texanus (razorback sucker)
Lineage: Eukaryota; Metazoa; Chordata; Actinopteri; Cypriniformes; Catostomidae
Product: gastrula zinc finger protein XlCGF49.1-like
Exons: 4
Coding region: 612-1436 (274 amino acids)
Biological process (GO): regulation of transcription by RNA polymerase II
Molecular function (GO): DNA-binding transcription factor activity; RNA polymerase II cis-regulatory region sequence-specific DNA binding
Source: RefSeq, a predicted model, not a curated record
AAGCAGCUGCACAAGCAAGAAUUGUUGUAUGCUCAUUCUGAAUUUUCCAAUUCAAUUUAAUCUAAAGCCCUGAUUGAGGGAUAUUCUUGUGUUCAACACUCAUAGACCGGGCAUUAAUAAGAGCCAUCUUCAGCUGUGAUGAAACUAUCUCAUACUGUUUCGCGGCACAGUAGAGGAAGGUUUGAAGAUUUGCUUCUCCGUGGUGGUAGCGAUGAAACAUCCAGUGAGGGGGUGCUGAAAAGAUUCCAGGUACAAUAGGGCACAGUCAUUGAUACAAGCCAUCCUGAGAACGCUGACCAGCACGGCAUUGAUGGGCGAGCUGAGAUCCACUCAUGAAAGAAGAGAGUUGCAUGCCAUAGUCCCACGACAAAGCCGAUCUGAGACACACUGCGACACCCCAUGCUUUCACGCCUUCUUCGGCGUCUCCGUCGAGGCAGUUCCACAAGAAGCCAAUACAGAUAUUGUGCUCCAUCACACCAAAUCUCCAUGAUUCACCCCUGCAGUGAAACCACCUCCUCGGCAAUUGACCAAUAAAUGCCAUCAUCCUACAAGUGAAGAAAGGUGGUGGUUUAUAAAGAGGAAGAACUGAGCUCUAUUGACAUACUGCAAAAAUGAAGACUGUUAAAGAGUUUAAAGAGGAGAGUGAAGACAUCAGUGUUACAGAACCAUGCAGAAUGAGAGAUACUGAGGAACAAAGAGACUUGAAAGAGGAAAAUGAAGAACUGAAUGACAUGGACGAGAAACAUCAGUACAGAAAGACUGGUGAAGAAUCUUUUAGUGGCUCAAAAACUGAAAAUCAUUUCUCACAGAAAAGAUCUCCAAGAACAAGAGACAAAAAAUGUUAUAGUUGCUCUCACUGUGGAAAGAGUUUUGCACGAAAUGGAGACCUGAACGCUCACGUAAGAAUUCACACCGGAGAGAAGCCUUUUACAUGCCCCCAAUGUGGAAACAAUUUCUUAUAUAAAAGAAACCUUAAGACUCACAUGAAAAUCCACACUGGAGAAAAGCCCUUCACCUGCCUUCAGUGUGGCAAGUGUUUUACAUAUAAAGGAGAUCUUAAGCGUCACAUGAGAAUUCACACUGGAGAGAAACCAUUUACAUGCUCUCAAUGUGGAAAGAGUUUCACACAAUCAAGAAAUCUCACACUUCAUCUGCGCUUUCACUAUGGAAUAAAGCCAUUUAACUGUGAUCAGUGUGGGAAGACUUAUACGUGUGCAUCACAGCUGAAGUUACACCUGAUAACUCAUGCACACGAGAAGCCUUGUGUUUGUUCUUUUUGUGGAAAGAGUUUCAUUACAUCAGGACACCUGAAAUCACAUGAGAGAGUGCAUACUGGAGAGAAGCCGUUCCACUGUACUUCAUGUGGGAAGAGUUUCAGCCAAUUAAGUAAUCUACAGAUUCAUAUAAAAAAGCAUUGUCCAAAGUUGUCAAAGUGAGCAAAUUCAAUUUCAGGAGCAACACUUUUUGUGUUGUAACUAGAGCUGUCAAAAUUCAUGCAUUUCAGGGGAAAACAAUUGUAAUAUAAAAACAUACUGUAAGUUUCAGAACCCAAAACCAAUUUGUUGAAACCAAGCUGCCAAAGUGACUUGUUCUCGGCUUCCUUUACAUUGUGGUGACACUGGUGUAGACAUUUGCAUCUGACCACCUCCGCAAUAACACACCAAUGCCUACUUUACCUUUAAUCAUUUUCGAAGCUCUGCCCAGUAGUGAUGAGAAGUGAGAUGGCAAGUAGAGAGAGCAGGUCAGUCAAGAGCAGAGAGCCAAUCAGAACAGUGGGCGUUACCCGUCAAGUCUUAAAGGUGAAGCAGCACUAAAACUGAGGGGUUCAGAUGGUCAGAAUGAGGGUGGAAAAUUAUCAUUCUACUUCACUAAUAUUAUAAGUGAACAUCAAGGAACAAAUAAAAAAACAAAAAAGGAUGUCACGAUGCCUUUAAUGCCUAUGAUUCAUAGUGUUCAUUAUACUUAAUCACGGUUUUUACAUAUUUGUAAACACAUUUACCAAUUUUCACAUUAGAUUUUGACAUUUUACCCAGCUAUGUGUGUGUGUGUGUGUGUUCUAAACACUGGUUGGAAUAGGGCAAAACCUUAGUAGUGUGUCCAGCGGAGACAAUACAUGGAUGUACACACAACAGCGAUUCUGUGUCAAUGAUAAUGUGGAGAAAGGACCUCUUGCAAACAAACAAAUGGGACUUGUGACAAAAUUAUAGCACUUCAAAUCCUUUGCAAGUUGGAAUUUUACCAAAGUAUUUCAAGUUAACACACUAGCGCAAUGAUGAGGGACCGCUGUGGCCAGCUUGCUUGUUUGGAGCCUCUCAUUGAGGGUCUUUCGACGCUCUGAUCAAAGCUAAUAUCAUUUCAGCUUUGUAGCCAUUGCUACUGAGCUUUUAAUGCAUCAGCUACGAUUACUGGACAAUUUGAAUGAAGUGUCAUUACAUGGCUGUGUUCGGAAUAUCGAUAUACUUCUCUUACUGUGUCUUCUAUACAUAGAUAUGACAGGAGUAAGACUAGGAGUUCCUAGUGCUUGAUGUAUGAGCAAAGUCAAGAUUUAUAGUGAAAAAGGAGUUAAAGUUUGGUUUGAUCUCACCCAAAACUGAUUGGAUUGAUUCAGAAGACAUUUAUUAAAUCAUUGGAGUCCUAUUUAUUUCUUUUAGACUGUCUUUGUGAUAUUUGGACCUUCAGAGUUCUGAUCGCCACUCACUAGCAUUGUAUGGCCAUACAGAGGUGAUCUUCUAAGAAUCUUUGUUUGUGAUCAGUGGAAGAAAGUCAUACACAUCUGGGAUGGCAUGAGGGUGAGCAAAUGAUGAGAGAAUUUUCAAUUUUGGGUGAAUUAUCCCUUUGAUAUUAUGGAGGCUGUGGCUUUUUCAGACCUGUAGACGUUUGCUUUGUUCCGAAACGGGGACUAAAUCAUUACAAUAUUGCAUUUUCUUCUUGGUUCAGUUCGGUUUCACAAGGCAACAUUUCAAAAUGGACCAGAACUAUAUCAAUAAAAGUGAACGUGAGCCAGCUGUCCCCUUAUUGGUCACUAUGUUUGUUGCUGUUCCAGGAUUAAGCUCAUCCAUUGAUAUACCGUUAAAAUAAUAUGCAUGUAAAAAAUGUCAACCAUUACAAAUUUGAGAAUUUUUGAGUAUCGCCAUAUGAGGUUGUGCUCCAAAUACAAAAUAUUUGUCACUAGGAUGGAUACGAGUUUGUAAAGUUUCCUUCAUGGUUAUUUUUAUCUGUCAUUAGUUGCUUUUGCUUUAUUUCUCCAUUGAAGCAUGCUCGUUCUUACAGGUCUCUCUCUCGCACAUACACAGCAUAGUAAAGCUGCAUAUAAAUGUUUGUUAUAUGUCAAAAUUUGCUAAUGCUGUCCUACCCAUGUUCUGCCGCUAUCCAAAUGAGAGAAAUUACCUCUAAAAUGUACUAAAGUUACCUCAGAAUUAUAUAACAUCUCCUAUUUUUAAUGUGCAAUUAUAUCUAAUAUUGUUGUCAAAAGGCUAUAUCCACAUUUUGAUGAAUUACUGAGAAGUGCUGAUCUACAGAUGUCUUAUCCAAAGAUCCCUCAGCUAUAUAAUUGUUUAUACAUAUAAUUAUUUGGUCCAUUGGGUUGGUUUGCAUUCUCACCACAAGCGAACCACUCCAGAGUUAAUUUGCAAUCGGUCCGAGACCACCUCGUUCAGGCAGUCUCGGGCCGAUUGUUUUAGUGCAGAUUUGAGUGCGAUUGCCGUGUGAGCCAGGCGUGAAAACGCCCUUAAUGGGAGUUGCAAUGUAUAUUCAACCCGAGGACUUGCUCUUUCAGUUCAAAUGUUUAAUGUUACUUGCAUUGGUGCUAUUUUAGUGUAUUUUUAUCUUUAUUCUGUAGAAGGCUUUGUUUAGAAAACAUUAAUAAAGCAUUGUUGUUACCUACUGUUUCGUUUUCUUAAGAAGGAAAUAAAUACAUUUUGA